This is a messenger RNA of Molossus molossus (Pallas's mastiff bat), 1332 nucleotides long. Its product is annotated as paraneoplastic antigen-like protein 5. NCBI's taxonomy places the organism in Eukaryota, Metazoa, Chordata, Mammalia, Chiroptera, Molossidae. The coding region runs from base 1 to 1332 and encodes 443 amino acids. The transcript has a single exon. The record is from RefSeq and is a predicted model, not a curated record.
AUGGCCGUGACCCUGUUAGAGGAUUGGUGCAAGGGGAUGGACCUGGACCCCAGGAAGGCCCUGCUGAUUGUGGGGAUCCCCAUGGAGUGUACCGAGGAUGAAAUUCAAGAGACUGUUAGGGCAGGCUUACAGCCCGUGUGCCCAUACAGAGUGCUGGGCAGAAUGUUCAGAAGAGAAGACAAUGCUAAGGCAGUCUUCAUCGAAUUGGGUGACACUGUCAAUUAUGCCGAGAUGCCCAAUCAGAUACCAGGAAAAGGAGGUGCCUGGGAAGUGGUGGUAAAACCUCGUAAUCCAGAUGAGGAAUUUGUCAGUAAACUGAGCUACUUCCUGAAGGAAGAGGGCCGGAGAAUGGUAGAUGUGGCCAGAGCCCUGGGGUGUGGCCCUGCCACUGAGGGCGGGGAGCCAGACGAUGUUUCCCAGGCGAAACCCAUAGUUGUGCAGCCUCUGAAGGAAUGCAUGUGGUACCGAAAACUCAAAAUGUUUUCAGGAAACGUCUUUCCAGGCCCAGGCGAAGAGAACUUUGAAGCCUGGCUGGAGCAGGUCACUGAGAUGAUGCAGAUGUGGCAAGUGUCUGAGGUGGAGAAGAGGCGCCGUUUGCUGGAGAGCCUGCGCGGCCCUGCCCUGUCCAUCAUGCGGGUGCUCCGGGCCAGCAAUGACUCCAUGACUGUGGAGCAGUGCCUGGACGCCCUGAAGCAGAUCUUUGGGAAUAUGGAAGACUAUAGAACCUCACAGUUUAAGUUCCUCCAGUCGUUUCAGAAGAUUGGAGAGAAAAUGUCUGUGUUUUUGGUGCGGUUAGAGCCCCUGCUGCAGAAAGCCGUGCAGCACAGCCCGUUGUCAGUGCGAAGCGCAGACAUGAUUCGCCUGAAACACAUCCUUACUCGGGCCAACAUGACCAACACCCUCCGGGGCAAGCUCGAGCUCCUGGAUCAGCGAGGGUGUCCUCCCACUUUCCUGGAGUUAAUGAAGCUCAUUCGAGAUGAUGAGGAGUGCGAGGCCACCAUGGUAGUGAUGAAGCAGAAGCAAAGGCCUGGAGGAAGGGGCCGUAAAGUGUCCAGCAGACAGAUAUUAGAAGAAACCAGUGUUCCCAUACCUCCGGUCCUAGGGCAGGCAGGGCAGUUUUGUGAGAGCAGCACUCAGACCAUCCAGGAAGGGGCUGCCUCGUCACUGAAGCGCAAGCCGCUGUCCUGCUAUUGUAGUGGAGACGAAGGCCACAGCCAGAUCCCAUGCUUUAAGAUUAAAGACGAACCACCAGCAAAACAGAAGCCUCAGCUUUCAGCAACAGAGUCGGGAAACGAGGUGGGGGCUGGGGCCAUGAGCCACCCCGAGCCCUAG